AUAUAGCUGUAAUUAAUUAGCGGACAGUCCGCAGAGAGAAAUCGAAAACAUAUAGUGAUUUGAGCGUCUAUAAAGUGCGGGUGCACACGUCACACUCGCAAACACAUUGAAAUUUGCAUAUUAAACACAAUUUAAGUUGCAAGUGGACUGUGAAAAGUUGAUAACCACUGAACUUACAACUACAACUACAAAAUACGCAGUGGCAUUAGACAAAGCGUACGGUGCCCGUAGCGUAGCACUAGUCCGAGUACAGUAAACAGACAAAAACAGCGAGAGAAGAUAACCAGUGCGAAGCAGACAAAGCAAAAGAGUUCGACCGCACUGGACAGACUGGGCCGAGCGUGAUACAGGAGAAGCGAAAACAACUGAAACGGCGAAACAACAGCUGAAACGAAAUUCGAUAAAAAAUAUAUAUUAUUAUACGCCCUAUCUGCGGGCGUCGGUACUAUCCAUUGACCAGUACGGGAGACGACGGCAAGCUGCUUAGUCAUGGCGCGAGAGGAUGAAGAAAGCAUCGUGGACAACGAGGAGGUGUCGCGGCCAGAGGAGGAGGCAGAUCAACAGAUAAUUUCACGCGAUCGCCGUCAGGAUAAUGAACUGGCGCUGCCCUCCGGUGGCUGCUGCAUGCCCGCGAGCACCAGCCAUCGCUUCAUGGCCCUGGUCUUCAUGUGCCUCCUCGGCUUUGGCUCGUACUUCUGUUACGACAAUCCCGGAGCAUUGCAGGACGUCUUCAAGAGGGAUCUGCACUUGUCCUCCACCGAGUUUACGCUCAUCUAUUCGAUCUACUCCUGGCCCAAUGUGGUGCUGUGCUUCCUCGGAGGAUUUCUGAUCGAUCGUGUUUUUGGAAUACGACUUGGAACGAUUAUUUAUAUGCUGAUCCUGCUCGUGGGCCAGGUGAUCUUUGCCAGCGGCGCCCUGCUGAAUGCCUUCUGGCUGAUGAUUUUGGGUCGCUUCAUCUUCGGCAUUGGCGCAGAGUCGUUGGCUGUGGCCCAGAACAGCUAUGCCGUGCUCUGGUUCAAGGGCAAGGAGCUGAACAUGGUCUUUGGACUGCAGCUGUCUGUGGCCCGUUUCGGCAGCACCGUCAACUUCUGGGUGAUGCAGCCGAUUUACAACUACGUCAGCAAGUUCUAUCACGACAAUACUACCCUUGGCGUGGUCCUACUCCUGGCCACACUCACAUGUGUGAUGUCGCUGAUCUGCGCCCUCAUUCUGGGCUUUAUGGACAAGCGGGCUGAGCGGAUUCUGCAGCGGAACAACAAUCCAUCUGGGCAGGUGCCCAAGCUCACCGACAUCUUCUCAUUCAAGCCCCCAUUCUGGAUGGUCUCGAUCAUUUGCGUCGCCUACUACGUGGCAAUCUUUCCAUUCAUUGCCCUGGGACAGAACUUCUUCAUGGACCGCUUCCACAUGACGGCGUCCGAGGCCAACACGGUGGACUCGCUGGUGUAUCUGAUUGCUGCCGUAUCGUCGCCCGUCUUUGGCUUCAUCAUCGACAAGGUCGGACGCAACGUAUCCUGGGUAUUUACGGCCACUCUGACGACCAUUGGAGCCCAUGCCCUGUUGACAUUCACGGAUCUAACACCCUACCUGGGCAUGGUCAUUAUGGGGCUAUCCUAUUCCAUGCUGGCUGCCAGCUUGUGGCCCCUGGUGGCCCUCAUCAUUCCGGAGUAUCAGCUUGGCACUGCCUACGGCUUUUGCCAGUCCAUACAGAAUCUCGGCCUGGCCGUCAUCACCAUCCUGGCUGGCAUCAUUGUGGAUCACAGCCAUAAUGAGCACACGUGGUUGCAGCUCUUCUUCAUGGGAUGGCUGACCAUUGCGCUGAUCGCCACUGGAGUCAUCUGGGCGUACGACAGGAAGCAGAAGGGAAAUCUGAACAUGACGCCGCAGCAGCGGGCACAGUUCGUUAGCGCCGAAAACUACCAGCAUUUUGAAUAGGCUGCGUCGGGCAGUCAGAGCAGAACCCGCCCGCAGAUUGGAUUAUUAUCGGUUACUUAGUAUAGGCAUAAAAUUGUUCCCUGCGGGCAAACGCUCGAACAGAGUCGUAAGAGUCGAUGAUCUUGUUCCACGAUGUGAUGAUGAAGUGUGAUGUGCGCCGCCACGAGUCGCGAAUUGGUAUUUACUAACUGCAAUUGUUUUGUCAAACGAUAUGAUAUACAGAAUACGCCCUGAUCAGCCCUGAUUUCCGCUCACCCACACAUAUGAGUACGAUUGCAUGAAUCCCAAUCCCAAUUAUUACGAGUAUAUGUAUCUCCAGGCACUUCAGGGAUGAUCACGGCGAUUUAUACAUAUGUUAAUUUUAUGCUAUGUAUUUUUAGAACAAUUUAUUAUUACAGUUAUCGCAUGUUUAUUGUGUCAGCGUUUUACAAAUUAAACUUAAAAUCCCACAAAUAAAGUGUUUGCAUUGCUC
Drosophila obscura is the source of this 2404-nucleotide messenger RNA. RefSeq names its product major facilitator superfamily domain-containing protein 1. The coding region runs from base 490 to 1932 and encodes 480 amino acids. Lineage: Eukaryota; Metazoa; Arthropoda; Insecta; Diptera; Drosophilidae. Gene Ontology annotation, molecular function: transmembrane transporter activity. Gene Ontology annotation, cellular component: lysosome. The record is from RefSeq and is a predicted model, not a curated record. The transcript has a single exon. Gene Ontology annotation, biological process: transmembrane transport.